Molecule: messenger RNA, 2991 nt
Organism: Fusarium odoratissimum NRRL 54006
Lineage: Eukaryota; Fungi; Ascomycota; Sordariomycetes; Hypocreales; Nectriaceae
Exons: 2
Coding region: 1087-2841 (584 amino acids)
Source: RefSeq, a predicted model, not a curated record
CAAAAAGAUGUGGAAAGUCGAAGAAUAGUUAUGAUACCGAUAGAAUCAUUGGGUUCUUUUACCGGAUCGAGAUUUGGUUAACUCGAAUGUGCCAGAACUCUUGCGUUGGUAUAUGCCAGCUUUCCGGCUUGCCGGGCUUCAAGGUGCAACAUUUGGUCAAGAAUGAAAUCCCGUGAUGGUUCUUAGAUAGCUCCGAUCACGCUCGAUGUUCUGUAGUAAGAACGGAUGAAAGUAAUGAUCGGUGCUCGAGCCUCUUCAAGCGACACUUUGUGAGCUGUAGCUUCAAUGUUUAAACAACCAGGAUCGGAUCGCCAUCGUUAAAUGUAGAUAUUUCUCGAUAUGCAGAGUCGAAUGGUGCCAUUAUCUAUUCAUUUGCAGAGCUCAUGUAGGCUUGUCGUGCUCCAGCUUAAGUAUAGUUGUUGCGUGAUGAGAAGCAACAACUAUACUAAAGCUGGGGUACUGCAGAUAUGAGCAUAUCACUGACCGGAUAUUCGAAUAAGAAGCUCUUGAAGAAGCGAAAAGAAUUAGCCGGCUUGCAAGUCCAACGUGUUGUCCACUGCCAUCGUAAAUGGCUUCAGCGCCACCAGCGCUCAGAGCUGCACCCAGUGAGUCAGACCGUCUCCAGAGAAAAUAAUGAACCAAGAGUCCGUAGAAGCAAGCUCAUACCGCUACAUUGACGCAUGGCUUUAUCUUCCCAGGGGAUCUGAUGAGAUAAUCUUAUCUAUGACUCGUCAGGUAUGGAGAAGGUCUGUGCAAUGCGCAUGAGUAAUCACUUUAAUAUGGCAAACUAUGGAGAAGAAAAGUCGGAGAAAUGCCACGAUUGCGGCUGAAAAAAGCAGAUUAUGCCAAGGAGGUAAAUCGCCUCUGACUGUUUCGCGAUGGAGACGUAGUAUCGCAUAUUCGGUGUCACGAAAUUUGGUCAAGGUGGGGGUUAGUGUCACUCCGAUUCCGGAAAGUCAACGACGCCUUUUUGUCAUCAAGAAGGCGCUCGAUGACUGACUUUGCCUGGCCUCAACACCAUCGCAAACUACCUAAUAACUACAGGCGAUUGUCCGCAACUCCAUUGCAGGGACAUAGGCCGAAGCAAUGGGGUCCAGUGCACCGAGACGGCCGCCGUCGGAUGACGUUGAUGGCGAUAUCUUGACCUUCUCGGAACUCGAUUUUGCAAGACUUGGCCUUGCGAAUAGGACUAUUGAUGAGAGAAACACGCCAAUUCAGGACCAGGGAGCUCAGCAAUCGUAUUUUCCGCCUCAGAAUGAUGAGUUUUCGUUCGGUCAUGAGCACCUCGAUUUCACGGAUGACUUGCUCAACUCCAUGAUCCCACCAGAACAACAAAGUGAAUUCUGGCUUGAUCCUGCAUUGAGCCUGAAUUCGUGGGAAACACCCGCUGCGGCACAGCCACCAACUGGGGGAAACAUCUCGCCAUUGGCAACAUCGGGUAAUCGAGCGGGAACUCCGACAACGACAUCCCCAUUUGGAGUUCCUGGAUUCGGUCAAUCGUUCAACGGUUCUCCGAUAGCUGAGAAUUCCCAACGCGGACUUCCACGGAAACGGAGCCAUUACUUUCGUCGUCAGCCUCAUCGAACGGGGAGUGAUCCGAUCUCAAUACCUCGCCAUAACCAUCAACGCGACAGCGCUCUAGAUCCUAUGCAAAGAUGGCAAGAAUCGCCCCCGGAAGCUGAAGCGGCGUCACUAUCUGCCAUUGCCGAUGCACUGAAAAAAACACCGUUGAGAACCCGCUCAUCCGCUGGGAGCCUAGGUCGAAGCCGUGUCGGGAGUCGCGCAGGGUCAACACAUAGUUUAGGAAGUGCGACAAGCUGUUCUUCCGCAUCGGUGGGAUCACCUCAGUCUGCAACUCGAAAAGGUUCUUUGAAAGGGCGAGUCACCAAGUCAAAACGUUCUUCUACCGCUAAAGGCAAGGAACCCCAGAACAGACGGUUUCCUUGUACGUUUUGCUGCGACAAGUUCAAGAGUAAGUAUGACUGGGCUCGGCACGAAAAGUCCCUUCAUCUCGAUCUUGCAGGCUGGCGAUGUGCUCCUUUCGGAGGAGUAGUGGUAUCUCCAGAGACAGGGCGAAACCAUUGUGCAUAUUGCAGCCAACUCGACCCAACACCAGAACAUCUCGAAACUCACAACCACGCGGGAUGUCAAAAUGACGAUAAACUUCCUGUCUUCAGUCGAAAGGAUCAUCUUACCCAGCACCUUCGACUUGUCCACCACGUGAAAACGGUACCGGUUAUAGAUUCGUGGAAAGUCGAGGGACCGCCUGUGAAAUCGAGAUGUGGAAUUUGCGGUCUUCGAAUGGAGACGUGGAAAGAACGAGUCGAACACCUGGCGAAGCACUUUCGAAAGGGUGAUACGAUGGCUGAUUGGAAGGGCGAUCAUGACUUUGAACCGCAUGUUAAAGCUCGUGUGACGAAUGCACUGUCACCUUAUAUGAUUGAGGUCGAAGGGAAAUGUCCCGUGCCCUUCUCAGCGACUGAUCCAAGCUGUCGAGACCAUCUUCUCCAGAUUCGAGAGAACGUCGGACGAACAACGGAUUUUACCGAUGGGAGUUUGAGUAAUUUGGACGCGGUAGAGGAAACCGUAGCGCGACCGCAACGCUCAAUGACACAGGAUAGCAGCUCCAUGGCCUUCCCGGAGUUUCUGGUUCAUCAUCUUGGGAGAUAUGCGCAGCGACAGAUGAGUCUCGGGGUUAUUCCGACCGAUGAGAUGUUUCAGACUGAAGCGAGGAGAAUCGUUUACGAUACAGCGGAUCCAUGGGAUCAGACGUUGGCGGAUAACAAAGACUGGCUUUCGUGUUUUAAAGAGCAUCAUGUUAAUGGUUCUCCAGGUAACUGAGGGGUUCUGGAAGACGGUGAAGAGGACAUUCCUUUGGACGUUUUAUAGGUAGAUUGGAAAAUUGGUGUAUGUACCCCUGGACUGGGCAUUGGAUUACGUUAUAAUUAAAGGCUACAUAGUAAUAAAUAAGAUUGAUGGUUUAUAUAUGAA